Molecule: messenger RNA, 960 nt
Organism: Eremothecium cymbalariae DBVPG#7215
Lineage: Eukaryota; Fungi; Ascomycota; Saccharomycetes; Saccharomycetales; Saccharomycetaceae
Gene: ESF2
Product: RNA-binding ATPase activator ESF2
Exons: 1
Coding region: 1-960 (319 amino acids)
Biological process (GO): small-subunit processome assembly; endonucleolytic cleavage to generate mature 5'-end of SSU-rRNA from (SSU-rRNA, 5.8S rRNA, LSU-rRNA); endonucleolytic cleavage in 5'-ETS of tricistronic rRNA transcript (SSU-rRNA, 5.8S rRNA, LSU-rRNA)
Cellular component (GO): nucleolus
Molecular function (GO): RNA binding
Source: RefSeq, a predicted model, not a curated record
AUGCAUGACAGUGACAAUGAUUCCAGAGAUUUUUCAUCUGAUGAGGAGGAGAAUAUCUUGUUUCCUGACAAGAGAGCUGUUAGGAACGAUGUGUUUAGCGGUAAAUUAGAAGAGCAUACUGACGAUCAGCAUACUGACGAUGAGCAGUCUGAUGGAGAUGAAGACGAAGAAAAAACUUACGGUAUAUACAAUGAUCCUACCGAAAGAGGUAUAGAGAUUGAAGAUGUGCAUCCGAAUGCAUCAAACAACGAAAGUUCCGAAAAUCAGGAAGGUAAGUCCAUCUCUGAUGAGGCAGAACUAGAAAGACGAAAGCAGGAGAAGUUGAAGAGCAUAAAGAAGUUCAAGGCCGCAAAAAAGCUAAAGCAUAAGACUGGCGUAAUAUAUCUAUCUAAAAUUCCUCCUUAUAUGAAGCCUGCGAAGCUAAGGCAGAUUUUAAGUCGAUUUGGGGAAGUAGAUAGAUUGUUUUUGAAAAGAGAGGACGACCAAACAUAUAAACAGCGUGUUAAAGGCGGUGGUAAUAAGAAAACCAUGUUCAAGGAAGGUUGGGCAGAAUAUAUUAGGAAAAAAGACGCCAAAUUAUGUGCAAUAACGUUGAAUGGGAACAUCAUAGGUGGUAAAAAGGGGAAUUUCUAUCACGAUGAUAUCAUGAAUGUUAAAUAUCUUUCAGGUUUCAAAUGGGCCGAUUUAACAGAGCAAAUUGCGAAAGAAAAUGACAUCAGGCAGUCUAAACUACAAUUAGAGAUUUCGCAGGCCAAUAAGUUGAAUGCUGAAUUCAUUCGAAAUGUUGAAAAGAGUAAGAUGAUUAAGAACAUUAAAUUAAAGAGAAACGUUGACACAGACGAAGAUGUACGUAGAUCUUUUAAGCAGAGACGGAUUACUUCCACUAGGACUGCAGCACCAGACUCCCAAAAGCAAGAACCUUCAAAACAAUUGGAUAGUGUUAUAUAUAACUUAUUCUAA